CAGGGAAUGGGGUCUUCUCCAGCCUGGAAGCGAGUCACCCCAAGGUCCCCCCGGAACCCAUCAGCCACAAGGAACCCAUCAUUACCCUCAAGGAUGAUGUGCCGAAGGAAGAUGCUAGCGGGGGGGUUACAGGUGGAGGAUUGCCAGAUCUCCAAAGCCUUGUUGAUGGCACCUUAAAGGGUCCAUACACAUCUAUACAAUGUAGAAGCAUCCGCAUUGGGUCAUACAAGGUCAUGCCUAAAGAGAGGGUAUUGAUUGUGCCUCAAGGUCUUCGCCUAAAGCUUCCCACAGUUAUUGAAGAUACCAGUGAACCAGUAUCAUUUGACAUUCCAAUUAAAAGUAUUGUGAAAAUCCUGGUUCAUUUUGGGAGAUCAUUACCUGUUCUCUUUAUAUAUGUGAGACCUUCCACAGCUGCGAAUAUCAGAAGAAUAUUAAAAAUGUCAGACAGAAAUGGAUUUUACUUUGAUCCUUGCAGUUACGAUGAGUCACAAAAGCGCAUCACAAUCCUCCCUGACAAGAUGUCAGAGGAGACAAAGUCGCUAGUGAAGGAGAUCCUGAGCGCAUCAAACCCCAAGCCUAAUGGUGGGCUUGGAACAAGCACGACUUCAGUGGAUAUUGGGGCCAACCUGUAUGAGGAGCUUGACCAGAAGGAGGCCAACGAGAUCCUGGUCAGGUCUUCACCCAUGGAGGUGCAGAGCUUGAUAAAGAAGGCACCUGUCACAUCUGGUGCUAAUGAGACCAAGACAUUGCUCAUAUACCCACCGCCACCGCAGAAGGGAGGAAUAUCUAUCACGACAGAUGACUACUGCUGCCUUGAGGAAGAGCAAUUUCUCAAUGAUGUUAUCAUUGAUUUCUACCUCAAAUGGCUACUCCAAAGCAAACUGCCAGAGAUUCACCGCAGCCACACACAUGUCUUCUCAACAUUCUUCUACAAACGGCUUACCUCAAAACCUAAGAGGGGCCGGAGACCCCAUACCACAGAGGAUGAUCCCAAGCUCUCCCCAGCAGAGAAACGACAUGCGAGGGUCAAGUCCUGGACAAAAAAUGUUGAUAUCUUUGAAAAGGAUUUCAUCAUCAUUCCUAUUAAUGAACAUGCCCAUUGGUUUCUGGCAAUAAUAUGCUUCCCCGGCUUAGAUUCCCCAAUCAGAAUCUGUGAUGGCCAGCCUGUGGCACGGCCACUAUCUGACAAACCCAAGCGACGUAGAUCUACUAGGCCCAAAAACAGAAUUGAGAUCCCUAUCAUUGAUGAUGGUGAGUGGAGCGAUCGGGAUGAGGCUGAGGGAGAGGAGGAUGAACUUGAGGAGGAUGAGGAAGAGGAGGAUCUCCCAGCCUCCAAGAAGAACAAGCUGGAGGCAGGCAAGGCUGAAGAGGCACAGGGGCCCAAGGAAGCAGCCACCCCACCACCUGCUAUUAAGCAGCCCUGCAUCCUGAUAUUCGAUUCCCUGACUGGUGCCAAUCGUUCACGCAUCGUGGCAACCUUGAGGGACUACCUGGCUGUGGAGCACAAGAUCAGGCGAGGCAGCGAGAAGCUCUUCAGCAGAGACACAAUGAAGGGUGCCUGCCCUCGUGUCCCCCAGCAGAUGAACUACUCUGACUGUGGGAUUUACACGCUGCAAUUUGCUGAGAGUUUUUUUGAGCACCCAUUGAAAGACUACACCUUCCCCAUCCGCUCUCUCACGGAGUGGUUCCCCCACGAGGUGGUCAGGGGAAAGCGGGAAGCCAUGGCAAAGCUGAUUCGAAACCUCAUGGAGCAGCACAACCCCAACCACAGCUCCAUCACUCUCCCAGACAUCUACUUCAGCUCCGAUGACAAGAAGGACAAAGGAGGGACAAGCACAGCCCAUGCCAGUGAUGCCUCCCAGGCCCAGAAAGAGGUGUCAGGUCAGGGGAAACCAGGUGACAGCAAGACCCCAGAUGUGCAGCUGAAGAAGGAGCAAGAGAGGGUCAUCAUUAAGGAUGGCGUUCUAACCCAAGCUGAUGGAGUGGGAAGAGAACAAAACCACAGGAUGGAGAUGUCCAGCAGUGCUGAAGUAGUCACUACUCUCCCAAGCAGUGACAGCACUGCCUGUAUCAAGGUGAAUAGAGUGACGCCCUCAAAGAUAACACCUACAAAGUCCCCCACCAUCAGUCCAGCCACGUCCAAGUCCCCCUCCAGUUACACACCAGUGAAAACGUUACCAAAUUCUAGUAGUAUAAGCCAAGUGAACUCAGUGAAAUUUCAAGGCACAUCUUACUCACAAGCAAAAGGUAUACCAACAUCAAGAGUAGGUGAUGCAACAAUUGUACAAGAAACACAAUCUCCUCAGGUGAACAAUGUGAGAAGACAGGUGGUGUACUCGAGUGAUGAUGCCAUUUUCCCAGUCAAAGUUGAUCAAAAAAAAGUUCCUAUGAGAGAGAGCAAUUCAGCGCAGCUCAGCGAAACACACCAGGGCACAGAGGUCAGUGUAAGUAAGAUGUCAGCACUCACUUUGCUUCAGUCAGUAUACAGUGAUGAUGAAAGUGUAACAAGUAACAAGAUGAUGGGGGUCCAGUAUGAUGGCAGUAACUGUUUAAAUCAGGUGAAGUCUGGGCCCAGUGUAGUGAAAGGUAAUGAAAAAGUGGCUGUGCCAGAAAUGAAUGGUGCAAUGGAACAGGUGGCAAGGGAGAAAAUUCAGACGUCGGUGCAGAAUGUGGUAAGUGUUGUAAAUGGUACAGUUCAUAGUGACCUGAAAGGUAACCACAUCAUGCAGGUGUCUCCCAAUAAAAGUCUCCCCAUGCAGUCUCCUGUUCGUAAAUGUAUUGACACCCCCCAGGUCCUGCAUUCCCAUCCUCAGGCCAAAAACUUUCCAGCUGCCAGUCAGUACGUAUCAAAUGUAAAUACUUCCAAUAUAACAGUUCAGAACAUAAAUAACACAAAGACAGCUUUCCCAUGUAGUCCAGUUACAAAAUCUCAUCCCCACUCUAUGGCUCCUUCUCCACAGUCCAAGAAAGUAGAGUCAGUGAUGACAGGCAGCCUUGGUGUGGACAAGGUGGGGAACCCGGUGAAGGCAGUUGAGUCCUCUGGCCAGACAGCCAUCAUUGAUGAGGACACGGCUGAGGUGCUACUCAUCAUGCCUGCCAAGAACCAAACAUCUGGCCAGAUUCCUCGGACUGCCAAGAAGCAACUAGAGAACUCUUCGCCAGAGGACGACAGCAUCACAAUAGAGGAAGGCCCAGGUUUUGGGGGCUAUGUGACAGCAGACCGUAGGCCCAUGAAGAACAGCGUAUCGUCUGGAAUGCCAAAGAUGGGUGCUGUAGGAGGGGGGCAUGAGCGAAGUGACAUCAGACGCACUAGUGGUGCAUUUGGCACUUCACCACCACACUCUGGGUCUUCCUCUCCCACACAUGCUGGGGGCACUGGCACUCCUGCUGUGUUUAGGUUCAGUGAGCGUGGCACAUCUUCAGGCAGGACUAUUGCUCCUCCAAAGCGUUACCUUGAUGAGGAAGAUGAGUUAUAUCCAAAAAAACGACGUGAUAAAACAGUACAAGGCAAAGCGCGUAGUAUCGUCAGAUAAGUCUUAGGCGCGUUUGCAGAAAUUAGUGAAUAUUACAAGUUUUUAGAAUAAAUUGUGAUGGUGAGCUUUCAGUUCAUACUGGAAGAAUGUCAUGAUUAUCAAAAAUAAAUAUUAUUUUUUCAAGAGAACAAAAGAGAAAAGAAAAAAAUCUGUUGUAAAUAUUCCUGAUUAGUGUCUUUUUUUUUUA
Messenger RNA from Penaeus indicus, 3720 nucleotides. RefSeq lists its product as uncharacterized. Gene Ontology annotation, molecular function: SUMO-specific endopeptidase activity. Gene Ontology annotation, biological process: protein desumoylation; proteolysis. Gene Ontology annotation, cellular component: cytoplasm; nucleus. The record is from RefSeq and is a predicted model, not a curated record. The transcript is spliced from 11 exons. The coding region runs from base 234 to 3533 and encodes 1099 amino acids. NCBI's taxonomy places the organism in Eukaryota, Metazoa, Arthropoda, Malacostraca, Decapoda, Penaeidae.